AUGAGGCGAGGAGUGCGGCCGUCACAGACGCCUACUGACCCCCAGGAGAACCUGCCAGAUCUAACCACGUGGUGCCAGUCUCACCGACCUCCUGUCGCGGGGACGUUCCUGACAGCAGUGUGCUGUGUCCGCGUACCCGUGCUGUGUCCGUGUCCUGUGCCCGUCUCGCAGUUGGCCGAUUACAGACAGGUGGGCGUGGCCUCAUGUCUAUAUAAGAGUCUGCUCUCGCGCCGCCUGCCAUUUGCCGCCAUGGCUCUGCGCAGUGUGUACGAGUUCUCGGCCCGGCUCCUGUCCGGGGAGCUCGUGUCUCUCGCCCGGUACCGGGGGCAGGUGCUGCUCAUCGAGAACGUGGCGUCUCUCUGAGGCACGACCGUCCGGGACUACACGCAGAUGAACGGGCUGCAGUCGGAGUACGGCGCCCGCGGCCUGCAGGUCCUGGGCUUCCCCUGCAACCAGUUCGGGCACCAGGAGAACACCAGUAACCAGGAGGUCCUGAACGUGUUGCGGUUCGUGCGCCCGGGGGGCGGUUUUGAGCCGAACUUCGCGCUGUUUGAGAAGUGCGAUGUGAACGGGGAGAAGGAGCACCCCCUCUUCACCUUCCUGAAGGCGCAGCUCCCGCACCCCAGUGAUGACCCCGUGUCUCUUAUGGGCGACCCCAAGAGCAUCAUCUGGUCGCCGGUGCGGCGGAACGACAUCUCCUGGAACUUCGAGAAAUUCCUGAUCGCGCCGGACGGCGUCCCAUACAAGAGGUACGGUCGGCGCUUUGAGACGGCCAACAUCCGGGCGGAUAUUGAGGCGCUGCUGCCGGGCGUGCACCUGGACGAUCGGAUGUAGGAGUCCCGACCCUUCAGCCGUUGCUGCCGCCGCCGCCGCGCCGUUACCGAUGACGCUGCUUCUCGAAAUCUACAGAGUUGGAGCCGAUAGACUUGAGGCGGUCGGUGGGGGGGUAGAUAAUGGCGGAGGUUGUGGGCGAAGCAACAUUUCAAUAAAGUGAUUUCAAGA
This is a messenger RNA of Bufo gargarizans (Asiatic toad), 1002 nucleotides long. RefSeq names its product glutathione peroxidase 1-like. The record is from RefSeq and is a predicted model, not a curated record. Gene Ontology annotation, biological process: response to selenium ion; response to hydrogen peroxide; hydrogen peroxide catabolic process. Gene Ontology annotation, molecular function: glutathione peroxidase activity. The transcript has 3 exons. NCBI's taxonomy places the organism in Eukaryota, Metazoa, Chordata, Amphibia, Anura, Bufonidae. Gene Ontology annotation, cellular component: mitochondrion; cytosol.